AUGGCUCCAAAGAGAAAGAAUGACACAGCACAAUCAGAUGUCCACCAGAAAAAGAAGAAAGUAGCAAAUGAUGAGGAAAAUGUAGAUGAAGAAUCACAUCAUGAAACAAGUAAAAAUUAUAUAGAAUCAAAAUUAUUUAAAUCUUCAUUUUCGGAGGGUGGUUCUUUUAAAUUAUCAGCAGCUUUUAAUGAAGAUGAAGAGGAUGAAGAAGAGGAAGAAAUGUAUGAACAAUUAUCAGAACAACAACAAGAACAACAACAAUCGGAAAGUACAAUGAUUGAUAGAACAUCUUCACAUAAUAUUAGAAUUUGUAAAGAUCCUUCAUCAUUACCAACUCCCAAUUGGAAUUUAUCAUCAAAAUAUAAUAAGAAACAAUCAUUUCUAUUUCCUCUCUUACCACUUCAGACAGCCAAAGUAAUUGUUGAAAAACAAGUUAAAGAUAAUUCCUAUAAGAAUAUAUUUCAAGAUGUAUCAGUAACUUCAAUAAUACAGAAUAAUUUUAGAGAUUUUGGAAUGUAUGGACAAACAUUCUUUAGAAAGAAUAAUUCAGAAGCCUUGAGAAAACCUGCUCAUGAACAAGUUUCAAUUUCUAGAGCUAAUAGAUUGAGAUUACUUAUUCAAAAUAUUGAAGGUAAACAUAAGAGUAAGAAUAAACAUUAA
Messenger RNA from Naegleria gruberi, 660 nucleotides. RefSeq lists its product as uncharacterized. NCBI's taxonomy places the organism in Eukaryota, Heterolobosea, Eutetramitea, Acrasida, Naegleriidae. The transcript has a single exon. The record is from RefSeq and is a predicted model, not a curated record. Bases 1 to 660 code for a protein of 219 amino acids.